UUCUUACUUUUGAGAUUGCAUGAGUUGAUUUCAAAGAUUCAUUCAUCACUGCGGGUGGCGGUACCGAGCUGCAGGCGAAUCUGUUCCUCGAUCUGUUUACAGGAGAAGAAAUACACAGUGUGUGUCGGUGUCAACAAAAACAAAGCGGCGCUAUGAACGAACAGAAAUGGAUACAGACGUUAACUCGAUUUCAGGCUCAGUGUCGUGGUUAUGCGAUGAGGAAAGGUCUGAGUUUGGGUCGGACUCAGUUUGAAGAGAUAGUGCGAGAGAUUGAUGGAGGAUUGGAUCACCUGCAGUGGAGAGGAAACAUCAUUCCCAGACCUCACUUCACUGACACUGAAAGCCUAUUGCUGCAGUAUGAACGUUCCAGGUUUCAAUCCCAUGACCUUCUGGAUGAUUCCGAGAUGGAACGGAAGACAGAGAAUGAGGGCAGUGAGAAAUCUCUCCCACAGUCUGAAAUCCAGGUACCGGAGAAAGACGAAGCUACUGAAACAGCUAGCAGAGACACUUCCACAUCUGUGGAUGGUAUUGUGGACAAGAGAGGAGAGAAUGUGGUCAUACAAAACCUGAUGGAUGAUUCUACUGCACUUUGCAGUAUCGUGAAUUCAGAUGUCAGCCUCAGCAACUUAUUGCAGACAGGACCAAAUUUGCAUUCAGUUUUUGAAGAGACGGUACAUACUCCUGACUCUCUGAAGCAGCAGCGGAGCACUUUAGCCAUGGAGUUGCUGUGGAUCCAACAAGCCAUCAGUAGCAGAAAGAAAUAUCUUACCCUCAAACAGAGAAUGGAUGUGCCACACUGAUACUGGAGCAGUUCUGAAGCUGUAUUAUUAUUAUUAUUAUUAUUAUGUGUUAGUCUAUCAUUUACGGCACAGAAUGUUUGAGAAUUGUAAAUUAUAUUUAUUUAUAAGCUUAUGUAGUCCAUACACAGGUUUGUGUUAAAGAAGAUUUUUAUUUUUGUACAAAUGGCAUUUCAGAAAUAAAUAUAUGCACAUACACAUUAAUUUUUCUGUAUCACAAAAAACCAUACUGUUCGAUCCUGGAUGGACCACAAAGACUCCCACAACUUAAUCUUACAGUUCAGUCAAUGUAGUAACAUAUCAAUUUAUUACUGACAUUAUAUUUGAACUGUAUAACCGCAUGAGAACGGACCUCUUGGUGUUGCCUGGUUUCUUUCAAGGUUUUUUCCUCCAUUUUCCAAAUUCAAUGUUUUUCUUGGCUUGCUAGAGCUGCAUUUGGCUUGCACACCAGGGUACUGAAUAUUAUAUAGAUUACUACGAACAAUGUGUUAUGUAUAAGUAGUAUUAUGCCAUGUCUUCCAAUUAACCCCUUAGUUUAGCUACAAUUUAUGGGUGGGUGAUAUAAUCAGUAUUUUAACCCUAUCUUUAAUAUGCACAAUUCAUAGUUUAUAUCGUCGCAUAAUACGCUAUAUUAUUGCCUAGCUAUAUAUUUAAAGAUGGAUAUGACCUAGUACAUUUACUUUACAUGUACACAAACAGUAUACGCACAUAAAGCGAUAAACUAUACAGCAAAUUUCGGCUGGGUGAUUGUUUAUAUCGUCCAUAAAUGUAAACUGUUAUUGCACUGCUCGAUAUACGAAGUUGGAUGUAUACAGUAAUCCAACUUUAUCCACAUGCAUAGGCUGCUGUACAUUCACGAAGCGAUAUGCAGUAUAUAGCAAAUUCUAAGUGUUUGAUUGUUCAUAUCAGCAUAGGCCUAAACUGUUAUCACCCAGCUCGAAUCCGCCAAAUCCGACUAUAGAUAUUAUAAACAUGUAUGUUAGCCUGCUUUGCUUUCAGUUGUGAAGAGCUAUACAAAUAAAAUUAAUUAAACUUGACAACAUACAAUCCACAAAAUGAUAUUAUAAUUGAAUUUAACAAACUUGACCCGUUUAAUCCCAAAUU
Messenger RNA from Sinocyclocheilus grahami, 1901 nucleotides. It is a transcript of the gene iqcc, whose product is annotated as IQ motif containing C. NCBI's taxonomy places the organism in Eukaryota, Metazoa, Chordata, Actinopteri, Cypriniformes, Cyprinidae. The coding region runs from base 153 to 800 and encodes 215 amino acids. The transcript is spliced from 6 exons. The record is from RefSeq and is a predicted model, not a curated record.